AUGGCGAAGUCCGCGCCCAAGAAGGGCGUCACUAAGAGCGCCGGUAAAGGAGGAAAGAAACGCAAGAGGUCCAGGAAGGAGAGCUACGCGAUCAACGAGUACAAAGUGCUGAACCAGGUUCAUCCUGACACCGGCAUCUCCUCCAAGGCGAUGGGCAUCAUCAACUCUUUCGUCAACGACAUCUUGGAGCGCAUCUCCGGUGAGUCUCGUGUCGCUCACUACAACAAGCUCCAGCAUCACAUCGAGAGAGAUCCAGACCGCCGUGCGUCUGCUGCUGCCGGGGAACUGGACAAACACGCAGAGUCUGAGGAACAAAGACCGUCACCAAAUACACCAGCUCCAAGUAAAGCUUUAUCUCAUCAACGAAACCAAAAGCUCUUUUAA
Molecule: messenger RNA, 384 nt
Organism: Cyprinus carpio (common carp)
Lineage: Eukaryota; Metazoa; Chordata; Actinopteri; Cypriniformes; Cyprinidae
Product: histone H2B-like
Exons: 2
Coding region: 1-384 (127 amino acids)
Source: RefSeq, a predicted model, not a curated record